Molecule: messenger RNA, 862 nt
Organism: Effrenium voratum
Lineage: Eukaryota; Dinophyceae; Suessiales; Symbiodiniaceae
Source: the annotation of a GenBank genome assembly
AUGCGAUGGCCGCGCGCCUGCUUACGCGUCGCCUUCCUCGGCGUCUUCCUCCCGCGUUCCGCGGCGCUGGGCGCGGGCCACGGGCGCUUGGAGCAUUUCAGGCGGCUGGCGCGGCAUUGGGCGACAGGCGCGGAGGGGGCGGAGGGCGGCUGCGGGGGGGUGUCUUCGACGCGCCGAGGGCACGGAAUUUUUUGGCGACCGCGAUCGCCGCGCGCUCGCCGCGAUCGCCCGGCCCUCGCAGGGCGCGAGACAGGCGGCGGCGCGGUGAGCGAGUGCCAGGCCCUGGAGCAAGGCUUCCAGGCCCGACCGAAUGCGCCAAGCCUGCAGCGGCGCCUCGCUGCUGGGCGAAACGUGGCCGCAGCAACUCGUGGCUUGCGGCGCCCGAGAGGGGCGCUACGUCUUCUUCGCGCACCACCUCCUGGAGAGUCGGAGCUGGCGCCUCGCGGCGGCCUCCCUGGGAGGGUCACUCGCUGCCGCCGGCGCCGGCGCCAGCCUGCCGGGGCAGGAAGCGCUGGCCGCGGCGGUGGCACGGCGUGUCUCCGCGGAAGAGUGGCGGCAGCUGCAGGUGCUGGGCCUCUGCGUGCCUUCCUGGUGCCCCAGGGCCGCGGAGCGGCCCUUGGGCUGGCGCCAAGUGCUGCGUCGGCUGGGCUUAAGCCAUGGGCCCCAGGUCCCGCUGCUCGCCAAGGUGCGGCUGCGCCUGGGCCCUUCCGAGGCGGAGGCCGGCUACAGCCUGCAGCGGCUGUUGGAGACCCGGCCUUUGGAGGCGCCGGCCUGGUACCUUUGGCCGGCCGCCUGGCCCGCUCGCCCCCCGCGCACCGCCUUCCGCAUGGCCCUGCCCACGGCCUUCUACAUGGCGCAGCUC